GUCUCAGUUUAAGAACCUAAGAGGGUAGAGGAGAAGUUUUCCUUUCCCUACAAGGACACAAUUGGAGACACAGGUUAUUUUACCAAGGUUUUGACUGGAAUGGCAUGCUUUCAGAUAUAGAUGCCUUUAAGGAUUCAAAGUUGACUUAUAGAGCCAAUGAAAACCCCUUGGGAAAGAUGGCCCCAUACCUUGUCUACACAGUCCCUGUACAGGUUCCUUACCUGUUGAAACCGCCUUUGCAAAAGUUAUAUCAGUGAGAAAAGUAUAACAGUAAGCUAAGCUAACACAAUCCCCACCUUGCCUUUCCCUUAAUUGUUCCUGGGCUAUUGGGCCAAGCUAUCUUUGGAAGACAUUUAGGCUAUAGUUAAAUGAUAAUAGGCCUUGCCCCAAACUCAACUGCUUUUGUAAAGCUAAUGAGAUGCCGUCAGGCUGGGAGAAGGAGAGGAGGCUAAAUCCUGCUAAGGUGUAGACAUAAACGAUUGUCAGCCAUUAUUCUGGAGGUUAUAAGAUAUGCUACUUCCCCAAUUACUGCUGCAAAUAACACCAUUAUUGUAGAUUGGCCUUUUGAGAUAUGUUUCCAGACUUUUUUGCAUGUCUGAUACCCAUGGCUCCACCUGGACCAACAACCCCACUCCUGUGGCUGCACCCAGAAGCGAUUUGGCCUGCAGGAGGACAGCUUCAACCCCUUGUGAUUUCAUCUCCACCCCAACCAAUCAGCAGCAAGUACCUGCUACCUGGCCACCCCCACCCCUUCCCCAAAACUGCCUUUGAAAAACCUCUAACCUUACCAGCUUUGAAUGAGAUGAUUUGAGUAGAAAUUUCAUCUCCCAUGUGGUGUGGCUGGCCUUGUGUCUGUUAAACUCUUUUUCCACUACAGUGUCGUGGUCUUUCUUUAUGCAGUGGGCAGGAAGAACCUCUCAGGCAAUUAUACUGUGAUUAAGCUGUGCUUUCUUAAAGCUUUGUGAACAACUUAAACUUUAGAAGAAAAUAAUGGCAGCCUAUUUACGUAGCUAAACCACUUUCAUACCUGCCUACUGAUGUAUGGACUUCAGAGUAACAUGACCUAUAUGAAUUUUCCAGGAUUGUUCUUCAUUGUUUGUUUGUUUGUUGUUGUUUUUGUUCCUCCCUCCGCCUAUUUUCUCUUUGUAGAAUGUGUGACUUUACAAUCUGCUAAAAAUGAGCUUUCCUAAUAAUGUGGGACCUACCCGUCUAGGAAUAAACCAUCCUAGCCAUGAGAGAUCAGACAAAACCUCAGACCAAAGACUCAUUUUCCUCUAAAAUGCUUUCUUUGAAAGCUUUUUAAAAAGAAAAGUGGGGAAAUGCAAAAGGAAAAUAAACCUCAGUUCCCCCAAAUCACUAAGCCAAAGGGAAAAGUCAAACUGGGUACUGUGGGCAUACUUGCCUCCCACUCUAUUCCUAAAUAAGAUAGCUACAAAGAUUAAAAAAAAAAAAAAAGCUACAUACCUCCGUCACAAUUUGCCCACAGGAAAAUUCGUUGUGGAUAAAAAGCAGAACUCAAAGUCAUCCCUCUGUUAACAUGAUACAAAUGCAUAUCUGAUUGCUUCCUUGCUCCAUUAUUUCACUAAGCUAGACUAAGGCAUAAGUGGCUGUUCCUGUAAAUUGUGUAUUCAGUGAAAGGCUGAUCAGAAACUAAAAAUAAUGCAACUGUUUGUGUCUUAUCUACCUAUGACCUGGAAGCCCUCUCCCUGCUUUGACUUGUCCCACUUUUCUGGACUGAACCAAUGUACGUCUUACAUAUAUUGAUGGAUGUCUCAUGUCUCCCUAAAAUGUAUAAAACCAAGCUGUGUCCCGACCACCUUAGGCACAUUACUUCAGGACCUCCUGAGGCUGUGUCAUAGGCACAUCUUAACCUUGGCAAAAUAAACUUUCUAAAUUGAUUGAGACCUGUCUCAGAUACUUUUUGGUUUACAAAAGCCUUGUGACAAUACUCUUGAGAAAAGACAGCUUCUAGCAGCAGAGACAGAUACCUCCAAAAUGGCCACACGAUCUCCUGUCUCAAGAAGACCUUUAAGCUUACCAAAUCCACGUGCUAACUCCAUCAAAACUGACCAAGGUGUAAAGGAGAAGAUGGUGACCUUUGGAGAGCCUGAGGGGACUGUCUCAAAGGGCCCUUGUAUAAGAGGGGACAGACUGGGGUUGGAGCUCCUGCCUGUGUCAAAAAGAAGGCCUGGAAGCAAGAGGAUGAAGACAUGUGUUCAACUUUGCCUUGGGAUCUGCCUCCACAGGUCACUGGUCUUCUGGUCUGGACUUGAUCCUUCCCCCAGAUCACCAUGGCCAUGGCCAAGGCCAGAAACCCCCGGGAGGCAUUGCUCUGGGCCUUGAGUGACCUUGAGGAGAACGAUUUCAAGAAGUUAAAGUUCUACUUACGGGAUAUGACCCUGUCUGAGGGCCAGCCCCCACUGGCCAGAGGGGAGUUGGAGGGCCUGAUUCCGGUGGACCUGGCAGAAUUACUGAUUUCAAAGUAUGGAGAAAAGGAGGCUGUGAAAGUUGUCCUCAAGGGCUUGAAGGUCAUGAACCUGUUGGAACUUGUGGACCAGCUCAGCCACAUUUGUCUGCAUGAUUACAGAGAAGUAUACCGAGAGCAUGUGCGCUGCCUAGAGGAAUGGCAGGAAGCAGGAGUCAAUGGCAGAUACAACCAGGUGCUCCUGGUGGCCAAGCCCAGCUCAGAGAGCCCAGAAUCACUUGCCUGCCCCAUCCCAGAGCAGGAGCUGGACUCUGUCACGGUGGAGGCUCUAUUUGAUUCAGGGGAAAAGCCCUCCCUGGCCCCAUCCUUAGUUGUGCUACAGGGGUCGGCUGGCACUGGAAAGACAACUCUCGCCAGAAAAAUGGUGUUGGACUGGGCCACCGGUACUCUGUACCCAGGCCGGUUUGAUUAUGUCUUUUAUGUAAGCUGCAAAGAAGUGGUCCUGCUGCUGGAGAGCAAACUGGAGCAGCUCCUUUUCUGGUGCUGCGGGGACAAUCAAGCCCCUGUCACAGAGAUUCUGAGGCAGCCAGAGCGGCUCCUGUUCAUCCUGGAUGGCUUUGAUGAGCUGCAGAGGCCCUUUGAAGAAAAGUUGAAGAAGAGGGGUUUGAGUCCCAAGGAGAGCCUGCUGCACCUUCUAAUUAGGAGACAUACACUCCCCACAUGCUCCCUUCUCAUCACCACCCGGCCCCUGGCUUUGAGGAAUCUGGAGCCCUUGCUGAAACAAGCACGCCAUGUCCAUAUCCUAGGCUUCUCUGAGGAGGAGAGGGCGAGGUACUUCAGCUCCUAUUUCACGGAUGAGAAGCAAGCUGACCGUGCCUUCGACAUUGUACAGAAAAAUGACAUUCUCUACAAAGCGUGUCAGGUUCCAGGCAUUUGCUGGGUGGUCUGCUCCUGGCUGCAGGGGCAGAUGGAGAGAGGCAAAGUUGUCUUAGAGACACCUAGAAACAGCACUGACAUCUUCAUGGCUUACGUCUCCACCUUCCUGCCGCCCGAUGAUGAUGGGGGCUGCUCCGAGCUUUCCCGGCACAGGGUCCUGAGGAGUCUGUGCUCCCUAGCAGCUGAAGGGAUUCAGCACCAGAGGUUCCUAUUUGAAGAAGCUGAGCUCAGGAAACAUCAUUUAGAUGGCCCCAGGCUUGCCGCUUUCCUGAGUAGUAACGACUACCAAUUGGGACUUGCCAUCAAGAAGUUCUACAGCUUCCGCCACGUCAGCUUCCAGGACUUUUUUCAUGCCAUGUCUUACCUGGUGAAAGAGGACCAAAGCCGGCUGGGGAAGGAGUCCCGCAGAGAAGUGCAAAGGCUGCUGGAGGUAAAGGAGCAGGAAGGGAAUGAUGAGAUGACCCUCACUAUGCAGUUUUUAUUGGACAUCUUGAAAAAAGACAGCUUCUCGAACUUGGAGCUCAAGUUCUGCUUCAGAAUUUCUCCCUGUUUAGCGCAGGAUCUGAAGCAUUUUAAAGAACAGAUGGAAUCUAUGAAGCACAACAGGACCUGGGAUUUGGAAUUCUCCCUGUAUGAAGCUAAAAUAAAGAAUCUGGUAAAAGGUAUUCAGAUGAACAAUGUAUCAUUCAAGAUAAAACAUUCAAAUGAAAAGAAAUCACAGAGCCAGAAUUUAUUUUCUGUCAAAAGCAGCUUGAGUCAUGGACCUAAGGAGGAGCAAAAAUGUCCUUCUGUCCAUGGACAGAAGGAGGGCAAAGAUAAUAUAGCAGGAAAACCAAAGGAAGCUUCUACUGGAAAAGGCAGAGGGACAGAGGAAACAGAUGAGGAAGUUAGGUGCAGUGGGAUGGGAAGCAGGGAAAUGGGGGCAAUCAUGCUGAAGGGUUGGAGGAAUGAAGGGGUGACGGGACGGACAGGAAGAUGGGGAAAGACAGACAAAGUUAAAAAGGAUGGAGAGAGGAGAAUCAAGACCAAUGGGUACAAGAAAGAGUGAAGGACAAAAGAAUGAAUAGAAAAGAGAAUUCGAUUAGAGAGGAUCAGAAGAUAUAAACAUAGGACCUGGGCAAAUGUGCAGUGAGUCCUUAGGAACAGCCCCAUGCACCACCAAGGUCUCUAGUACCAUCCCCAGAGGCUGUUUAUAACUCCCUACAGUAUAGAGUACAGUUUCCAUAGCUCCUCUUAUAUGUUAAUGACCAAGCAUUUGAUUCUGACAUUUGACUCUUUCCUAUACAAUAUUCUAUUUCCUGCUUAUUUCAGAGAGGGCUUCUGGAAACAUUUCCAGGAAUUGUUUUCACAGCCUAAAGCUAUAGGGAUACAGACAUGUAAGAAAGGCAAGGAUUAUACAUUUCGAAUUCAUCAUGCUGUGUCCAGACCUGUGCAAAAACCUGGCAUAGAGUAGCGUGUAGUAAAGGUUUAUUGAAUGUGUGUCUAGGGACCUCUUUGUCCUCAAUCUGAAAUCAAGAUAAGUUUAUAUAAUUAAAGAUUUUGAUACAAGGAUGUUGGCAAUUGGGAGAAGGAAAGGAUAAAUUUGGAGUUACAUACCAAGGCUCCACCAGAUGAAAAUAGUGCCUGACUGUGGAUUUCAUGGGCAACAAAAGCAAAUGUAACACAAGAACUUAUAUUGGUGUUAUAAGCAUGUCAAAAUUAUUCAAGAGAUAAUAUAACAGUUUUAUGGGCUAUAAAUAAUAAACAUAAAUUACUUAUAGUCAUUAUUGCUAGUUGAAUAUGCAUAAAAUAUCAUUGAUGUGAGAAUCAGUGUGUUUUACUGGAAAGAUCAGGAACACUGGUUCUAAUAAACCUGGUUCUAAAUAUUGGAUCUAAAUACUGGAUCUGCCGUUUUCUAGCUAUAUACCUUUGCUCAAUUACUUAUAUUUUCCAAGAGUCAGUUUAAAACAAUUUAUAAAAUAAGAAUUGUAACAUUUAUAAUUUGGGAAAUAUAAGGUUUAGACCUACUACUGCUACUGCUACUAGAGUAGCAGAAACCAUGACAAUAAUGAAAGCUAACACAUUUUAGAGCUCUUGUUGUGUGCCAGGUUUUGGGCACGCACUUACAUACACAUACAGUUUAGUUUUCUCCCAUUUUAAAAAUGUACAUAAAUGUUCUAUUGUGUCUUGGCCUCUUCCCCUCAACAUCUAGUUUUUAUAUGUUACACAUAAUGUUUCCAUAAUCAUUUUGAAUGUCUUUUUCUGCACAUAUAUAUUCAUUUGUCGGAUAUACCUAAAACUGGAAUUUCCAGGUCAGAGGAUAUGUAUGUCUUUGGCUAUAGAAGAUAAAAGUGAACAAUUUUUCAAAGUGGUUGUAUUAAUCUUCUUUAAUAAAUAGUGUGUAAGAGUUA
Messenger RNA from Gorilla gorilla gorilla (western lowland gorilla), 5751 nucleotides. It is a transcript of the gene NLRP10, whose product is annotated as NLR family pyrin domain containing 10. Lineage: Eukaryota; Metazoa; Chordata; Mammalia; Primates; Hominidae. Gene Ontology annotation, biological process: positive regulation of inflammatory response. Gene Ontology annotation, cellular component: cytoplasm. Bases 2292 to 4409 code for a protein of 705 amino acids. The transcript is spliced from 5 exons. The record is from RefSeq and is a predicted model, not a curated record.